Ciona intestinalis (vase tunicate) is the source of this 1583-nucleotide messenger RNA. RefSeq names its product vacuolar protein sorting-associated protein 26C-like. Gene Ontology annotation, biological process: intracellular protein transport. The record is from RefSeq and is a predicted model, not a curated record. NCBI's taxonomy places the organism in Eukaryota, Metazoa, Chordata, Ascidiacea, Phlebobranchia, Cionidae.
GAGGGAAAAACCCGUAUUACGAAGUGAACGAUUCAGUUGAUUGUUUUUGAUCAUUUUAAAGUUAGUGUAUGAUAACUUGGAUAAAACGAACAUGGCAACUAUAGAAAUCAAGCUGAACAGACCAAACAAAGUUUAUCACGAAGGGGAGACGGUUACUGGAGCUAUUAUUGUUGAAUCCAAGACCUCACUUGCUUACCAAUCUGUGAGUCUUAUUGCUGAGGGUGUCGCAGCUUUAACGUUGAGCGCGAAAAGUGUUGGGAGGUUAGAGUCGAUGUACAACAGCGUGAAACCAAUAUCAUUGUUUGGACAUUCUAUUGAACUUGCAAGACAGGGAAAAAUACCAGCGGGCACGAAAAGCUUUCCUUUUGAAAUUCCAUUAAAACCCCAUGGAAGCAUUAAAUGGUUGCUGGAAACUUAUAGGGGAGUUUACAUCUCUGUGCAGUACAACAUCAAGUGCCUGUUGAAACGACCAUUGCUAAACAAGGAUCUCACAAAAGAAACUGAGAUUUAUAUUGAGUAUAAAAGUGGGGAUAGAGCAAAUAACAAACCUAUAAAGUUUAACAUUAAUCCAAACUCUAUAAAGAAUGCAAAUUCACAAGCUGAGAUCCCAAGAUUCUCGGUCCGUGGUCGAUUGGAUUCUAGUGUUUGUUGCCUCACCAAACCAAUGACAGGGGAACUUGUCGUCGAAGCUUCGGAAAACCCGAUCCGUUCAAUCGAGUUGCAACUAAUGAGAGUGGAAACUGUGGGAAGUCCAGAUGGUUUUGCUAAAGAAGCCACUGAGAUCCAGAACAUAGAGAUUGGUUGUGGUGAUGUAUGCAGAGGACUGAGCAUCCCUAUCUUCAUGAUCUUCCCCAGGAUGUUUGCUUGCCCUACAGUUGACACACCUAACUUUAAGAUUGAGUUCGAACUUAACAUUGUCAUUGUGUUCGAAGACGACAGAAUGAUUAGCGAAAACUUCCCAAUUAAACUCACCAGAUUUUAAUGCUUGUGUUGUAACUUGUGAUUAUAGGCAUCAAACCUGGGGUGGCAGGGUGGACAGGCUAACCCUGGAAUUUUCUGCACUGCAUUAACCAGUAAACAUUACAACCAAUAAGUUAGAUUUGUUUCACAUGAUUGUGUCUAAGUAUCCCUGCCUCCCCUGUGUUUAUAAACUUUGGUGCCUGUGCUUGCAACUCCCUAUUAAUGUGCAAUACACUUCUGCUGAUUUACAUUGAUUUUUCAAACCUUAUGGUGGCCAAGCAAUGUCAGAUUGGUCAAUUUUGAGUGGCAUACUGGUAAAUAAAUUUUUCAGCAAUUGAAAUUAAUUCAACCAAAAACACAUCAAUGCUGGACUUUAACUUGGUGUAAUACAACAUCCAGGUUUUGCUAAAAUACAAGAAUUUCAAUUUUUGGGUCAUUUUUUAUAAUUAUUUUCGCAUGUAUCUACAUUAAAUAUAAUUUGCAAAUAAACUAAGAAAACACAAAUUCAUAUUAAACAUCUCUCUAACUUGGCAACAAAACCAUAGUGUGUAUUAUCCAUAAUAAAUAGUAAGGAAACACAUAUGCUGGAAUACAUACGAGCUUAUCUUUAGUAAAACCAGGGU